Molecule: messenger RNA, 1767 nt
Organism: Pocillopora verrucosa
Lineage: Eukaryota; Metazoa; Cnidaria; Anthozoa; Scleractinia; Pocilloporidae
Product: photoreceptor-specific nuclear receptor
Biological process (GO): cell differentiation; anatomical structure development; regulation of transcription by RNA polymerase II
Molecular function (GO): RNA polymerase II cis-regulatory region sequence-specific DNA binding; zinc ion binding; nuclear receptor activity
Source: RefSeq, a predicted model, not a curated record
UUUACCAUUCGUCAGAGACUAUAAAACGCCACGACCUCCGAAGAGGAAUUCGCCAAUUUUUACUCGCCGCUUUUUGGUCCGGUGAAGACAUGGAGGUCGAACAACACACCGUAGUAGAAGAGCGAGACAUGGAGCGCGAGAGCUCUUCCCCGAAGAAACAAGAAUCGAUUGAGCGUAAACCCGAAGUGCUGUGCAAAGUUUGCGGGGAUAUUUCGUCUGGAAGGCACUACGGAGUUUAUACGUGCGAUGGCUGUAGCGGUUUCUUCAUGCGUAGCGUGCGAAGAGACAUGGUCUACUCCUGUAAGGGCAACGGAAAUUGUGUUGUUGACAAGAAACGACGAAAUCAGUGUCAAGCUUGCCGGUUUCAGAAAUGCCUCGAUGUCAAGAUGAACAGGUUUGCCGUGCAACAAGAAAGACAACCAAAUUCCGCUCGCCUUCUCAAACCGCCCAUGGGGGAUGAAUACGCCAGCAAACUCGUGAACAGUGACUUCCUGACGAGUCUGAUUGUCGCGGAACCCUGUCGGGAAGCCGUACAUCGCUUUGGGCAUCAAGCGCCAGGAAUUCCUUAUCCAUCGCAACAAGAAAUCGCUACCUCGCUGUACUGCUCGACACCCGAUGCCAUCUGUGAAUCUGCAGCGCGUUUGUUGUUUAUCUCAGUAAAGUGGGCGCGAAAUAUCCCUUCGUUUGUGAAUUUGCCGUUUAGAGAUCAAGUUAUUUUGCUGGAGGAAGGCUGGAGGGAGUUAUUUAUCAUGGGAGCCGUCCAGUGGAACAUGCCUCUCGAGGUAGCACCUCUCCUGGCCGCGGCAGGAAUGCAUGUGGAUAACACGCCUGCGGAAAAGAUUGUCGCUACUAUGGCCGAUAUUCGUAUGCUGCAAGAAAUCAGUGCGCGAUUUCGAAGUCUCCAAGUUGGCGAAGCGGAGUUUGCGUGUUUGAAAGCAGUGGUUCUUUUUAAAUCCGAGCUCAGAGGACUGCGAGAUCCACAGCAAGUGGAGUGCUAUCAAGACCAAGCACAGAUCAUGCUGGGAGAUUACAUCAGGAGGCACUUUCCCGGUCAGCAAGUUCGCUUUGGGAAGCUUCUCUUGAUGCUGCCGUCCCUGAGGAUGGUGAAUCCUAAAACUAUUGAAGAACUGUUCUUCCGGCAAACGAUCGGGAGCGUGGCUAUUGAGAGCUUGCUUUGCGACAUGUUCAAGUCAAGCUGAACAGGACUCGUUCAUAGAUCGAUAACCAAAAUACGAGCGCUUACGUAGAACAAAGACAACCUAUACCACAUUAGCUGCUCGGUCGAAGUGACUUACUUUUCGAAAGUUGUAUGGUUUUUAAGAUUGUAUCAUACUAGAGAUGGCAACCUUUACAAGUCAUGAUUAGUGAAUCGUAGCCACAUUCACUUUUUCGUUUAUAGAAUAUAAAUCGGCUCUUGAAAGAACAUUGACCGUAAGUUAACAAACAAUUAAUUAAUGUAAGCUAGGAAAUAAAACGCACUUUUGCGCGUUCUUCUUGUGGCAACUGAAAACACAGAGAGUUGUCCAUAAAGAACACAUGAAGUCAUUGAAGGACAACUUACGAAAAUCAAUGUUCUUCGAUAAAGAAUACAACUUUCAAUUUUCAGGAGAGAUAAAACCAAUCUUUAAUUUAGAGUAAGGACAUGACUGAAGGCUUCUUUAGCAAGCUUUGGAUAUUCGAUGAUAACCGACGGUGCGCACUUGCGGAAACAUUGUACAACCUCCUCUACUGGAAAAUAGACUGAAACUGAUGUAGAUUUGUAUUAAA